GAGGGGGCUUACUUAUCCAAAUUUUGUUUUUUGUGAGUGUUAUUUCGUGAAAAUUGGUGUGAGUUGGUAGCCCUUGCUGUCACUUUUGUUUUCGCCAUUUUGUAAGCAUCUUUUUGCGAAUUUGUAAUUGCGUUUAAAUCGUGUGAAUUGACUAAAAGUCAUGUCAUUGAGUGAGCACGACGAGGGUUACAUCGUGAAAUUGCGCGGUUUGCCAUGGUCGGCGACCACCGAAGACAUUUUAAAGUUUUUCAAGAAUUGCAAAGUAUUUAAUGGUAAACUUGGUAUUCAUAUGACUUCGUCACGUGAGGGUCGCCCCAGCGGUGAGGCUUUCGUCGAGUUUGAGAGUGAGGAAGACUUGAAUGUGGCUUUGAGGAAAGACCGGGAGCACAUCGGGAGUAGAUACAUCGAAGUUUUCAAGGUGAACAAGGCGGAAAUGGAUUGGGUGAUUAAACGGUCAGGUCCGACUUAUGGUGUCAACGAUGACGGCUGUGUGAGAUUAAGGGGGCUACCAUUCGGGUGUUCGAAGGAGGAGAUUGCGCAGUUUUUCACCGGGUUGGAGAUAGUACCAAAUGGGAUAACUCUACUGACUGACUACUCAGGGCGGAGUUCGGGGGAGGCUUACGUACAGUUUGUUACUAAAGAAGUGGCAGAGAAAGCUCUGCUGAAACAUCGGGAAAAAAUUGGACACAGAUACAUCGAAAUAUUCAGAAGUAGUUUAUCGGAAGUGAACAGCGUUUUGGGGUACAAUAAUCGUCGAGGCUCCAAUUCGGGGCUAUAUAAUUCACGACCGAGCCCCUACGACCGUGGUGAUCGUUUUGGGACUUCAAAUCGAUUCCAAUCACGUAGUUCACGCAAUUUUAAAGGUGUCAAUUCCGAUUACAAUUAUGAAAAAAAUUCAUCAACUUGGAGCAAUGGAAGUGAUUCACGUGGAGGGCGAAGUCCCUACGAGAUUGAUUCGUGGAGUGAAAGUAAUCAAACUGGAGACAGGACAAUGCAUUGUGUCCAUAUGAGGGGGCUCCCAUUUAAAGCUACAGCGGCCGAUAUUACCGACUUUUUCAAACCAAUUGUUCCCACCAAUGUUAAACUAUUGCAAGAUCAUACCGGAAGAGCUUCCGGUGAAGCAGAUGUUGAAUUUGCAUCACACGAGGAUGCUAUGAGAGCAAUGAGUAAAGACAAGGGUCAUAUGCAACAUAGAUAUAUUGAGUUGUUUUUGAAUUCGGCGGGGGCCGAUAACGGAAAUUCCGGUUAUGUUACCGGAAGGAGACGAGUUUAAAUUUUAUCGCUAUAAAAAAAAAGACUUGAAAGUAUUUAUCUAGGGUUAUUUUUUUACUUAAAUUCUUAUUUUUGUAUUGUUGUGUUCAAAUAACGUACAAAAUGCCGGCCAAAAAUUGGUUUGUUUGUUUAUUGGCUGUGUUUUUGUAUUCUUCUGUUUCAGAGGUUUUCAUGGAUGAAAAUCCAAUUUUACCCUCCAUUACUAACUGUAAUUGAACAGUUUUAUAAAUGAAAUAUUAAUUUUUAGUAAAUAAAUUAAUUUGAGUGAA
Molecule: messenger RNA, 1541 nt
Organism: Tribolium madens (black flour beetle)
Lineage: Eukaryota; Metazoa; Arthropoda; Insecta; Coleoptera; Tenebrionidae
Product: heterogeneous nuclear ribonucleoprotein H-like
Exons: 6
Coding region: 161-1273 (370 amino acids)
Biological process (GO): regulation of RNA splicing
Cellular component (GO): nucleoplasm; ribonucleoprotein complex
Molecular function (GO): RNA binding
Source: RefSeq, a predicted model, not a curated record